AUGACCUCUCUUCCAUUUCUCCCAGGAAAUUCGUUUACAGAUCCUACGGUAUGUAUAUUUUCUGAAAUGUUUGGUUGUUAUGAGUGUUGAAGAUCUUAUGGAAAAAUCACUGUAAAUCGACAUAUAUGCAUAGCCUGGGAAUAUUACCUUCUUAUUUCUUUUGCGUUAUAUUUAUUAAUAUUUCUAAAUUGUUGGGAUUUAUGAGGACCUCUUUCUUUAAAAGCGGCUUCGACUAAUUCUGUUAGCUCUCAGUGUCUUUUAUCACAAUGUUUUCAUACUUUUAGAUCCUCUCUAAUUUCUUUCAGAAAACCAAAUUUCAUCGACCUCAAACACUUGGAUGGAAGAACGGAUAUUCCUUGCCAACAGCCCCUGUUAUAGGGAUCGGCGGAGAUCCAAUACCUGUGAACAAAUUGACACAGGAAGAGCUCGACGAACUUGCAAAUUUAAAGCCUUCACUGACUUAUGGACAAAAAGUUCAAGCACCUCCAGAGGAUUUUGUCCCUGCCCAUGUAGGAUUUGAUAAGAAAGUUUUGCUUUUCUUUGGAUAUUUCAAGCAAACUGUGCACGAGUCUGCCAAUGAAUAUUACAGAGUUCGUCCAGUUAAAGUGUAUUAUUACCUGGAGGACGAUUCUAUUGCAGUUGUGGAACCUGUAGUUAAUAACAGGUAAUGAAAAUUUCCCUUUCUCAAAGUUAGCAUUUUAGGGAAAAUUUCACAUUUCAUUUGAAAAUACACUGAAAAACAAGUAAUGCCUCUGCAGACCCAAAAGGUACAGCUACCCCAUGCCAAUCUAAGACAGAAAGAACACAUUAAACUAGACUGUUACAUGUAGUUCCGUACGAAUGCUGACCCUUUGAGAGCAAUAUCUAACUAUGCCUGACCAACAAUUUUAUAGCCUGCAUCGCAGAUGAAUUUAACCCCGAAUAGUAAUUUCUGCAAGGAAGGAACCCAAAAUUCAUGUUCAGGGCUCGGUUGCAUAAAACCCUCUUAAGAUAAGUCGAGGGCUCUUAACUUUUGUUCUGGAACAACUUAUUGUUUUGAAGUAUAGUUACAAAUUCCCUAAAUCUUAAGAUGUUUUUUGCAACCCAGCCCUGGGCCUCUACAGACUUAAAGAAUUACUGGAACUUCAACCUCAAAAAAAACUUGAAUGGCAGCUGACAAUGACUUUUUUAGCAGACUAGUCACGGUUUAUGCUCAAAUUCUGGUAUACAGGUUGCGGCCCAGAACAAGGAUUUGGGCACUAUUUUGCAGACAGACUGUCUGUUGCACAGGCAACAAUUUUACAGUUUAAUUACAUGCGGCUCAUUGCCCCUGAUGAAACACUUCUGAGCCAGUUACAAAAGCCUUAUUAUUUCCAUGUCUAGCCUGGGGAAAACAAUAAUAUUAUUGCUAUUGCCCACAAGAGAAUUGUAUGCUCAGUCUAGCAUGGUGACUUGUAAUGUAUAGUAAACAAAUGCUUUUUUCUCUCUAUGUUUUAGUGGAAUUCCUCAAGGAAAACUUAUUAAGCGUCAGCGUUUACCAAAGAAUGACCUUGGUGAAUAUUGGCACUGGAAAGACUUAAACCUUGGGAUCAAUGUGACUUUUUAUGGGAAAGUGUUUCAUCUUUAUGACUGUGAUGCUUGGACAAAGGUAACAUGAUCUAUUUAGUUGUUUGGACUCUGAUAUAUCAACCAUGUACUAUAGGGGGUUUUCCAUGAAUUACCGGGUGAUAACUUGCUGCUUGAACUUCAAAUCUCUUUCUUAUACCAGACCUUGAUGACUAUUUUAUAUUUUUACAACCCUGUUCGAGCCAAGAAGUAACCAAUGAUUUAUGAAGGGUCUUCAACUUUACCAGUGUAAAUUCGUAGCAGCAACAAAGAAGACCCCUCUUUUUGAUACCUGUAUACUUUCCACAAGCCAUUAAGUUUAAUUUCUGAGGUACCAUUCGCCAACAAUCUAAUAACUUUGAAGGAAGGAAAAGUUUGGGCUUGAAGCAGCUUAGCCUGACAUUUGUCCUAAAUUUAAAAUGUACGGUUGAACCUCCACUAAUGGCCACCUCUUUACAAUGGCUACUUUUUUUGUCCUGGCGGACAGUGACCACACAAUGGUCACUCUUGUUUAAACCUCUCUACAACGGCCACUAACUCAUGUCUCCAGCUGCCAAAAUAACCUCGACAACAACCAGUUUUUUCAGCUGACUGUUGAAAGUUAGUCAAGAAUUGUCACCAAAUUUGAUCAGUAUGGCUUAUUGAUGAUUAAUUCAGGCAAUCGUAUUUUGAUUGUUCCAUUUGUAAUCUUAUGCUACUGCGGUAAGCAUAAAUUGUCUACGAUACUUAUGAACCUUGCUCAUUUUGUCAUGUUCUCUAUACAUUAAAAUAAUGAUUGAUUACUAUUAUGGUAUAUACAUUGUAGUAAGCAUGAACUGCAUGAGAACAAUAAACAUGUUGCCCUGCGGCCACUUUCUUCUGUCCCCAAGGUAUCCGUUGUGGAGAGGUUCGUUUGUGUAUGUACACUGUAAGCUUUUAGUAUUGGUACUCAGGAGAUCAGAUCUUGAUGCCUUGCCUGACCUUUUUCUUUAGGAAUAUUUGGCCAGUGAGGGGAUAGAGCUUAAUCAGCCGCAGAUGCCCGAGAAAGACCCUUACACUGAAUCCCGUAAACAGCCUCUCCGCACCUACAAAACACCUUCAUCCUUUGACAAACUGAAACAGUUUCUGGAGUUGGACAGGAAGGUUUUAAGAUUUUACUGUGUGUGGGAUGACAGGGACAGCAUGUUUGGAGAAAUGCGACCUUGUGUGAGUACAAGCAAUUCUUAAGCCUGGUUCUCAUUUCUGACUUAACACUACAUGCAUGCAACUGUGGUUCAGCUGCUGGUUCUGCCUGGAUAAAAUUUCAGUAGUGAUGUAAAAACAGUUUAGGCCCAGUUCAAAUGUCAAUCUUUUCAUGUACUGAACUUAAUACCUAUUUAGGUUGACCCAAAUGAUACAAGUUUGAUGUUGAUUCAGACAUUGAACUUAUUAAUAAUUAGUCAGACUCAAUUCAUUUUCACAUUGUUCAAUGGUCUUCUGAAUGCUUACAAGUGAAAAUAAAUUUUAGUAAUUUAUGCGAUAGGUUUCGCACGAGAAAUUCCACAUUUGAAAUGAACUCACUCCACAGUCAAAAUUCCCAUGUGGGCCACUCGAUCUUAAUUCAUGGGUUAACCCAGUUAAACAUGUUGGACUUAAUAUUGGUUCAAACACCAAAGGAUAUUUUCAUGUACUUAAUUGAAGGGAUUUGGUUCAGUACAUGAAAAGUUCAACGUUUGAACUGGGCAUUAAGUGAAAACAUUGAUACAUCCUUUGAAAGAAAGAAAAAUAAUUUUCGGUAUUGAUAGUGCAUGUUUCUUCUGUAUUCACCACAUUUACUUAUUUUGUUCCAGAUUAUCCAUUAUUAUCUGGUGAACGAUACUGUGGAAAUUAGAGAAGUGCACACAGCUAAUGACGGAAGAGAUCCCUUUCCUGUUCUGGUGUGCCGACAGAGACUCCCUAAAGACAGAACUAAUGUAGAAUGUAAGUACAUAGUCCGUAACCAUAGCUCAGAGAGGUACAUACACCUGUUUGCCUGAGUUUGAAUCCAAGCCAGACAGACACUUAGUCUUGGAAUUGGGGUCGGUUAUUAAAACAAAGACUAACGUAGACCGCGGUUUAUAGCAGAUCUUUGGACCUUCAGUGCUAGUCUACGCUAUGCUUUCACGAAGCUCUUCAUGAUGGUGUUUACAAAAAAGCGUUUGGCAAACUGAAAAUGGCUUAGAACACUGGCUAAGCUCUGUUUAAGUAACUGGCCCUUAGAGUUUUAAUUAAAAAUAACUGAGGAGAAAGUGCUGCUGACAUUUCACAUCUGCACAUGCCAUCAGACCCUUUGGUCUUCUUUAAUACAUCUAGAGAAGAAUGAAAAGUAAAACAUAGGCCCCAUCUCACAACACUUCAACAGUCAACAUCUUUGACUCUUAUGGGAUGUCUUGAAUACCAUGUCAGUGUAGUUUACACAACAAAUGCAGGUGUCCUAAAUCUAAACCAGGUAUUUCUUUUGUACCAAAAAUAAAGAGAAGUUUGCUGUAAAUAACCCAUUUUUCUGCUUAUAUUUCUGACAGCAUCUUUUCCAUCCUGUGUUCUGGAAUUAUCUGAUCAUGAAAUCAAAGACUGGUUCACUCCUCGAGACUUCAUGGUUGGAAAGACUCUCUUUAUUCUGGGAAGAAGAUUCCUUCUUCAUGACUGUGAUGAAUUCACAAAGAACUAUUAUAGGGUCAACUUUGGAAUAACCGACACUAAUCCUGUUGAUGUGAAAGGAGAACCAAGAGAACCCUUGAAUAAGGUAUUUUAAAUAUCUUUUUUGAUACGUCAAAAACCUGUCAGUAAUUAUAUUUAUUAUUAAACUGCUCACUGGCAGUAGAAAAGUGUAUUAACAGUUUUAAUUCCUUUGAUUUUUAAGUUAAAAGCAGAGGUUUAGUAAUAUUAAGCAAGGAAAAAUUAACCCUAAAAAAAUUUUUGCCAAAGAUUUACAUGAUAAAUCUGGAAUGUUACACAUGCCAAUUAGUUUGGCUCAAAUUGAGUCUGAUUGGACUUUAAGAGAUGAUGCUAGUUAUCUAAUUGGUAACAUUUCAUGAAAAAAACAAUCAAACUUAUUAUUUUUGCAUUUCUUAAGGACCAAAAACUGUUUGUCACGUUCUUUCACAACAAUAGUAUCACAGUAUUUGACAAUUACUGAUGGUAUAUUUUGUUAGGAUGUUCCACCAUACAAUGGCUUUGGCUCUCUUGAGGACAGCCUUCAAUCCUGCCUGUCUCUUGUGCCUCAGCCUCCAAAGAAAGACUUCAUCAAAAUGCUGGAAAAUGAUCACAAAGUACUACGAUAUGCUGCGACCAUGGUAAGUUACAAUCAUCCAAAUCGUUUGUGGAUAUCUUACUGUGUCACAGUUUGUAAGUUACAGUGAAAUACAAAAUACCAGUACUUGUAUUGGGAAAAACUUGCCUUUAAUGACUACCAAUAAAAAUCAUUUGUUUAAAUUUUUAAAUUGUAAUAUUCUUUAUACUUGAGGUUUUUUAAUAUCCCGGUCUUAGAUGAUUCUGUGGUUUGAAUAUACAUUAUCCAUCCCUCUACAAGUUCCAGUAUGUUCUUGAAAACUUAAGAGUCUCAUGGCAAGUUACCUGCUGUCAAAAAUUAUUCGAACUAGUUUAGUAUUAAUAAUAUUGUUACUUUUAAAGGAGCUUAUGUGAGUUGCUUCUUUUCUUUGUUCAGGAAAGUUUCAGACCAGAAGACAAAAAUAGACGCUUCAUCAUCUAUUACCGCCUGGCAGAUGACAUGCUUACAAUCUAUGAGCCUCCGGUGAGAAAUGCCGGAAUCAUUGGUGGGAAAUUCCUUGAGCGCACACGCGCCACUAAACCAGGAUCAUCUGUUGAUAAUCCUGAAUUCUACACCCCGGCAGACUUCCAAAUUGGUGCCCUCAUACAGAUCUUCAAACAUCGCUUUAGAAUAACAGAUGCCGAUGAGUAUGUGUUAAAAUAUUUGGAAUCACAUGCUCAGAUAUAUCCAAUCACC
This is a messenger RNA of Porites evermanni, 5545 nucleotides long. The record is from the annotation of a GenBank genome assembly. Lineage: Eukaryota; Metazoa; Cnidaria; Anthozoa; Scleractinia; Poritidae.